AAUUAUUUUUUUAAUGGAGUAGAUCCUAUGAAUUGAUUUGAGGAGAAAUAGGUACCUGACGAUCAGUGGAAGAAUUAAAGCAGAGUUAGCCAAUUCAAAGAUACUGAAAUAUUUAAAACACUUUUUAGAGAAAAGAACCUUAGAUAAACUUUGACAAAAGGUAAGAGUAAGGUAAGUAAAUGGGAAAAUUAACAAAGGUAUUGCAGAGCAAACUCUUAAGGGGAAGAAAUAGAGAAAAUAUUAUUAGUAAGUUUCUCACUAUCUCAAUCCACGAUUCUUACUUUAAAUGAA
Messenger RNA from Paramecium primaurelia, 291 nucleotides. The record is from the annotation of a GenBank genome assembly. NCBI's taxonomy places the organism in Eukaryota, Ciliophora, Oligohymenophorea, Peniculida, Parameciidae.